AUGUCAGAAACCAAAAUCUCUAUCCAUAUUCCUCCAACAAAGGAAGGUCAAUUCUCCCCAGGGGGCCCAACACCAUCAAUAAACCCACAAAGUCUAAACCCCGCAACCAAAAACUAUCGCCUCAACCAUCUCGCUCUCCGAAUUACAGAUCCAAACCGCUCAUUACACUUCUAUAUUGAUCUGCUAGGCAUGCGAGUGGUAUUUAGUAUGAAUGCAGGCCCUUUCACAAUUUAUUACCUUGGUUAUCCGCCUCCUGAUACGAAGGAUGGGGAAGUGGGGAAUUGGGCGGGGAAAACGGCAGCGAUACCAGUUCUUAUGAAGUGUAGUGGGUUACUUGAGCUUUAUCAUGUUCAUGGGAGUGAGAAGGGUGUGGUUGGCACAGACGUAGGGACAAGGUCGGAAACAAAUGCAGGGACAGAAGAAGGAAUGGGGGUAUCUAAUGGAAAUGUUCCGCCGAAUUUGGGAUUUGCGCAUCUUGGGUUUACGGUUCCGGAUGUUAAGGAGGCGGUGGAGAGACUAAAGCAGGAUGGAGUGAGGAUUUUGAAGGAUGUCGGUAUUUGUUCGAGGGAGGAUGUUCCUUUGAGUGAAUGGGAGGCUGAGAGGGGGGUUGGAAGGGGGGAGAUUCAUGGGAACUAUGCAUGGUUCGUUGAGCAGUUUGCUAUGAUUGCUGAUCCUGAUGGGUAUAUGAUUGAGUUGAUGCCACAGGAGAUGUAG
Molecule: messenger RNA, 714 nt
Organism: Penicillium angulare
Lineage: Eukaryota; Fungi; Ascomycota; Eurotiomycetes; Eurotiales; Aspergillaceae
Product: putative lactoylglutathione lyase (Glo1)
Exons: 1
Coding region: 1-714 (237 amino acids)
Source: RefSeq, a predicted model, not a curated record